Molecule: messenger RNA, 1126 nt
Organism: Diatraea saccharalis (sugarcane borer)
Lineage: Eukaryota; Metazoa; Arthropoda; Insecta; Lepidoptera; Crambidae
Source: the annotation of a GenBank genome assembly
CUUUUGCCUUACAUUCAAAGUGUACAUUUGAAUCCAAUUGGAAAUAAUAUAGAACUUAGAGUUAGGAGUAAAAAUUUUUGUUAAAAUAUAAUUUGAAGGAUUCAUCAGCUGGUGCACCUUCGGGUUCUUCUGGAGGAACAGCAAAUGAGUGUGAGGGAGAGGAAACGGAAGAUUCAUCUCGCUCUAAUGAUCUACAAGAUGAAAGUGACGCUAUGGAAAAACUAAAUUUGCAAGAUGAUGUACAGAAUUGUGAUGGUGAAGAUGAGUUAUCGCUGUUCCGUCAGCAGUGGCAGCGUGAGCUGGAAAUAACACCACCACCCAAGAGGGAGCCUGACCCUCCUCCAGCACAAGCUGAACCUCUUUCUGAUGAAGACCGGGCGAAGGAGUUAUUUUUACGUGGUGUGGAGAUGGAGCGUGGUGGCAAGCUGUAUGAAGCCAUCCAGAAUUACAAACGCGCUAUGCAGAUUCUGCCUGACGUUGAGCUAAGGCUAUACGAGAGCUCGGACUUGCGAAGCGAAACGCCAGAAGCGGAAUCAGUAUUGGAAGAGGUAGUACGUAAUAAUGAAGACCCAGACAGUGAUGACGAAGAUGCGGUGGAAGGGGAGGAUUUAUUGGCGCGAUUGCAGCGGAUCACGGCACGCAAGGGCGUGCUCUGUGAAAUGCAGUACCCCACUAAGAGCGCGCACAUGUCGUGGUUGCCAUACGAGGUGGUGCUGUUGAUUCUCCGGUGGGUGGUGAGCGCGGAUCUCGACGCGGCCUCCCUCGAGCGCGCGGCCGCCACGUGCCGCGGCCUGUACGUGUGCGCGCGAGACGCAGAUAUAUGGCGCUCACUCUGUCUCAGAACGUGGGGCAUCGAGUGUGGCACCCCCAGGGCCAGCGGGCACUCGUCGUGGCGACAGAUGUACAUAGAGAGGCCGAGACUGUUGUUGAACGGCUGUUAUAUAUCUAAGACCACGUACUUGCGGCACGGUGAGAACUCGUUCCAGGACCAGUUCUACAGGCCUUGGUACCUGAUAGAUUACUACCGAUACCUCAGGUUGGUUUACACGAUAUAAUCAAUCAUGUACUGCUUCUGGUUCUGCUAAUAAGCUCGAUGGCGCAAUGGCUAGUGCACUUUCGCAAUGGC